Molecule: messenger RNA, 2961 nt
Organism: Leucoraja erinaceus (little skate)
Lineage: Eukaryota; Metazoa; Chordata; Chondrichthyes; Rajiformes; Rajidae
Product: vasopressin-neurophysin 2-like
Exons: 3
Coding region: 310-798 (162 amino acids)
Cellular component (GO): extracellular region; secretory granule
Molecular function (GO): neurohypophyseal hormone activity
Source: RefSeq, a predicted model, not a curated record
CCCCCGCCCCUCUAUCUAUGCUUUACACACAGCCUUGUCAAACAACAUGUUUGCAAAGCAAGCCAGUGAAGUUUUCCGCCGCUGGAACUUUAGUUGUUAACAAGUUCCUGGUAACAACGCGGUCCACAAGUUGACGCGUGCUUGGCAGUGGGAUGCUGCAAUUACACUCGGCAUUUCAAAAUAAAACACUAUCUAUCGCCAGCAAUUUAUGCAGAAGAUGAAUUGGUCGAAAGCAGUGACGUGUGCGGCGGAGUAUAAGUAGAAGAUAGCGACCGCAGGGGUGUGUAUAGCAAGCCUGUGCUGCACGCAAUGCCGCUCUUGUCCCACCUCGUCUGUCUGCUGUGGCUCCUAACCCUGGCAUCGACAUGCUACAUCCAAAACUGCCCCAGAGGAGGCAAGAGGUCUUUCUUCGACACAGACAUCAGGCAGUGUAUGCCUUGCGGACCUGACAACAGAGGCCAUUGCUUUGGAGCUAACAUCUGCUGCGGGCAAGAGCUUGGCUGCUUCAUUGGGACCUCGGAGACACUGAGAUGUCAGGAGGAGAACUACCUGCUCUCCCCGUGUCAACCCGCUGGAUCACCCUGUGGAGCAAGUGGUGGGAAAUGUGCAUCGUCGGGUAUCUGCUGCACUGACGAAACCUGUGCCACAGACUCUGACUGCCUGGGGACGGCAGGGAAAUGGAGAAACCCACUGAUGGGAAGAAACCUGACCUUGGUAGACAGUGCUGGAACCAACCUCCUGCUAAGGCUACUGCGCCUAUUUCCUCGGAAGCCUGCUGGGAAGCAGCAGCUAAUAUAAAUGAAUAUUUGUGUUGCAGUGGCUUCUCUCAUUAUGUUGUCUUUUUGGGAGGCACUGUGGAUUGGAAGAAGCUGGUCACAAGAGGGCAGGAACAAUGCAUGAUCUGUGACACAUCAGAGUGUACUUAACUAAUAUUCACAGAAUGUCAGUCUGAAUAUUUCCAUUGCUAGUCGUACAUUGUCAAAUGGCAUUUUUAUUCGGAUCAUUUUUAACCGUACCAACUCAAGUUAUUAUUCAUUUUAUCAGUAACAUGUUCACAGUAACAUUAUGGAAGCUUGUAUAUGUACAGUAUACCAAAAAUAAAAUGGAUUAUUGUGUAAUGUGGAACUGCAAUGAACGCUGAUUGUCUUGGAGUCAUAUUUCAAAAGUCACCUAACGGAAAUAAGGAUCAUUAGGGCCAUCGGAGCCAGUGAUCCACGUCAUUGUCCUCCACUACGCAUGACGUGGAGCAAGUUGACACUUAGUUUAGUUCAGUUUAUUAUUGUCACGUUUACCGAAGCACAUUGAAAAGCUGUUGCUCCAUAAUUUUUAGGGGCUAUUUAGCUCAUCAAGUCUACUCUGCCAUUCAAUUGUGGCCGAUCUAUCUUUUCUUCUCAACUCCAUUCUCCUGCCUUCACUCCAUGACCCUUGACCCCCGUACUAAUCAAGAAUCUGUCAAACUCUGCUUUAAAAAUAUCCCUUGGCUUGGCCUCCACAGCUUUCCGUGGCAAUGAAUUCCCCAGAUUCACCGCCCUCUGACUAAAUACAUUUCUCCACGUCUCCUUUCUUUGCAUGCUAAUCAGUCACAGAAAGGAUUAUACGCGAUGACAAUCCAGCGGUCACAGUGCACAGAUAAAGGCUAUAACAUUUAGUGCAACAUAAAGUCUGAUUCAAGAUAGUCCGAUUGCCCCAAUGACCAAUGAUGGGAUGUCAGGACCGCACUCUAGCCGAUGAAAAGACUGUUCAGUUGCCCAAUAACAGCUGGGAAGAAACUGUCCCUGAAUCUGGAGGUGUACGUUUUCAACUUAUGUCCGUCAUAUCUGAUGGGAGAAAGGAGAAGAGGGAAUGACGGGCUGAGACUCAUCCUUGAUUCGGCUCAUAAAUGAUAGGAGCAGAAUUAGACCUUUUGGCCCAUCAAGUCUACUCCAGCAUUCAUUCGUGGCUGAUCAAUCUCUCCCUCCUAACCCCAUUCUCCUGCUUUCUUCCCAUAACCCCUGACACCUGCUGGUGGCAUUGCCGAGGAAGCGUGAAGUGGUGAUGGUGUCAAUGGAAGGGAGGAGGUUGGGUUGUAUGAUGGUCUGGGCUGUGCCCACAACUCUGCGAUUUCUUGCGGUCUUGGAUGGGACUAUUCCCAUACCAUGCUGUCUUCUCUCCAGCUAGAAUGUGGUCCUGACCCCCCAUCUGCCUCAUUGGAGACCUUUGAACUAUUUUUCAUCUGACUUUUCAUUGGGCUUUAUCUUGCACUAGAGGUUAUUCUCGUUCUGUUGUAUCUGUACACUGUGGACGGCUUGAUUGUAAUCAUGUAUUGUCUUUCCGUUGACUGGAUAGCACGUAACAUUAAGCGUUUCACUGUACCUCGGUUUAUGUGACAAUAAUAAAUUAAACUAUCUCGAACCUUUUCUCCCUCACCUGCCAUCUACCAUCAAUCCGUCCAUCUGGAUCCACCUAUCACUCGCCAACCUAGAUUAGUUUAGUUGAAAUUUGAAGUUUAGUUUAGAGAUAUAGUGAGGAAAAAGACCCUUCGGCCCACUGAGUCAGUGCCAACCAACGAUCACCCAUACGCUUGUUCUAUUCUACACCAUAUAAUAACAUAUAACAAUUUACAGCACGGAAACAGGCCAUCUCGACCCUUCUAGUGCGUGCCGAACACAUAAUCUCCCCUAGUCCCAUAUACCUGCGCUCAGACCAUAACCCUCCAUUCCCUUCCCAUCCAUAUAACUAUCCAAUUUAUUUUUAAAUGAUAAAAACGAACCUGCCUCCACCACCUUCACUGAAAGCUCAUUCCACACAGCUACCACUCUCUGAGUAAAGAAGUUCCCCCUCAUGCUACCCCUAAACUUCUGUCCCUUAAUUCUCAAGUCAUGUCCCCUUGUUUGAAUCUUCCCUACUCUCAGUGGGAAAAGCUUUUCCACGUCAACUCUGUCUAUCCCUCUCAUCAUUUUAAAAACCUCUAUCAAGUCCCCC